CAGUUCUGGGUUAGGGUUACAUACCAUCACCAUGGACACUACUACAGCCCAAGGCUCAAAAAGCCUGAGUCAGUGCACUACACCACGAAACAACAGCUAUGCUCUUACAGAGAAAGAUGUCGAAAGGCAAGUCUCGUCUGACGAGCCGACACCAACAAACAAGCCCAGUCCUUUUCCAGAAACAGAUCUCUCCCGCGGAAUCGUCGGCUGGGACGGUCAAGAUGACCCAGAUAACCCCCAGAACUUCCCUGAAGGGAGGAAACUGGCUCUUCUAGGCCUGAUCAGUGCAUUUACAUUAAUCUCGCCCCUCGCGUCAAGCAUGUUUGCCCCUGCUGUCGGCUUCAUGGCAGCUGACUUUCGCGAAACAAACGAGACUCUGCUAUCAUUCACAGUCAGUGUUUUCCUGAUAGGAUACACGUUCGGCCCCUGCUUCCUUGCCCCCCUCAGCGAAAUCUACGGCCGACGGAUCGUCUUCAGCGCGGCAAACUGGUUCUUCGUUGUCUGGCAGAUCGGAUGCGCCCUCGCCCAGAAUAUCGAAACAGAGAUCAUCUGCCGGUUCUUCGCGGGCAUCGGCGGCGCGGGCUGUAUUACCCUCGGGGCUGGCGUGAUUGCGGAUUUAUUCCCCGUUGAACAGCGCGGGAAGGCUACUGCGAUCUGGGGGCUUGGUCCGCUGAUUGGGCCUGUUGCGGGCCCGAUUGCAGGUGGGUUUAUUGGACAGGAGGCUGGAUGGCGCUGGGCUUUUUGGGUUUUGCUUGUUGCUGGGGGUGUUAUGGCGCUUGCGAUUGAAGUGUUUAACCAGGAGACGUUUGCGCCGGUGCUGAUAAAGUGGAAGACGGAGAAGUUGGCCAAGGAGACAGGACGGACGGAUCUGCGCAGUGCGUAUGAUGAGAAUGCUGCAGCUGUUGGUGUCAGGCAGGCGCUCAAGUCUGGCCUGAUGAGGCCGUUCGUCUUGCUUGUCAAGUCGCCAAUUGUCCUCCUUCUUUCUACUUAUAUGGCCCUCGUAUACGGUCUGUUGUACCUCUUCUUCACGACCAUCUCGUCCGUUUUCCGAACCAAGUACAACUUCUCAGCCGGUCUCUCCGGCCUCGCCUACCUAGGCAUCGGCACCGGCUUCAUCGCCGGAAUCGCCUUUACCGCAAGCACAAACGACAAGAUCCUGCUCAAACUAACCGCGCGGACCGGCCGCUUCGAACCCGAAAUGCGCCUGCCCCUGAUGAUCUUCUUCGCCAGCAUCCUCCCCAUUUCCUUCUUCUGGUACGGCUGGACAGUGUACUACGACGUCCACUGGAUCGUGCCGAUAAUCGGCAUGUUCCCAUUCGGGGUUGCCAUGAUUGGCGUGUACAUUCCGAUCCAGACGUAUGUGAUUGACUGCUACCCGAAGUAUGCGGCGUCGGCGAAUGCCAGCCUCACGGCGACGAGGUCCCUGGUUGGGGGGUUGUUGCCGCUGGCUGGGCCGAAGAUGUUUGAAUCGCUGGGGCUGGGAUGGGGGAAUUCGUUGCUGGGGUUUUUGGCGUUGGUGUUUGUGCCGAUUCCGAUUGUUUUUACGCGGUAUGGGAAGGUUAUUCGGGAGAGGUGGCCUGUUGAUCUGGAUAGAAUAUAGAAUACCUAGCUGAUAAUACUUAAUGUUUAAUGUCAACAGAUCAAGCCUGACCAGGCCAGAUAGAAUCCGCCAAAUCCCUAACCAGCUUCAGCUUAUCUAGCAUAUUCUCCCUGGACAGUCUAUUCUCCCUCGAAUGGCUGGCAAACCCACACUGCGGACUCACCCCCAGU
This is a messenger RNA of Aspergillus versicolor CBS 583.65, 1770 nucleotides long. Its product is annotated as MFS transporter. Gene Ontology annotation, molecular function: transmembrane transporter activity. Gene Ontology annotation, biological process: transmembrane transport. NCBI's taxonomy places the organism in Eukaryota, Fungi, Ascomycota, Eurotiomycetes, Eurotiales, Aspergillaceae. The coding region runs from base 32 to 1600 and encodes 522 amino acids. The record is from RefSeq and is a predicted model, not a curated record. Gene Ontology annotation, cellular component: membrane. The transcript has 3 exons.